AUGCAAACGAUAAAGUGUGUCGUGGUCGGCGAUGGUGCCGUCGGUAAAACUUGUCUUUUGAUAUCAUAUACCACCAACAAAUUUCCUUCCGAAUACGUUCCUACUGUCUUUGAUAACUAUGCAGUUACUGUGAUGAUCGGCGAUGAGCCAUAUACGCUUGGUCUUUUCGAUACAGCAGGUCAAGAGGAUUAUGAUCGAUUGAGACCCCUUUCUUAUCCACAAACGGAUGUCUUUCUCGUGUGCUUCUCGGUCACAUCUCCAGCAUCAUUUGAAAACGUCAAAGAGAAAUGGUUCCCUGAAGUCCAUCAUCAUUGUCCCGGUGUCCCUUGUUUGAUUGUCGGCACACAAGUUGAUCUACGCGAUGAUCCCAAUGUGGCAGAAAAACUUGCUCGGCAAAAACAACGACCAAUCAGCUUCGACGCAGGUGAACGAUUGGCACGAGAAUUGGGUGCUGUCAAAUACGUUGAGUGCUCUGCUUUGACGCAAAAGGGAUUGAAGAAUGUUUUCGAUGAAGCCAUUGUCGCCGCGCUAGAGCCACCCAUCAAGAAAAAGUCAAAGAAGUGUCUUCUCUUGUAG
This is a messenger RNA of Lichtheimia ornata, 576 nucleotides long. RefSeq names its product cell division control protein 42. Gene Ontology annotation, molecular function: GTP binding; GTPase activity. The transcript is spliced from 5 exons. The coding region runs from base 1 to 576 and encodes 191 amino acids. NCBI's taxonomy places the organism in Eukaryota, Fungi, Mucoromycota, Mucoromycetes, Mucorales, Lichtheimiaceae. The record is from RefSeq and is a predicted model, not a curated record. Gene Ontology annotation, biological process: small GTPase-mediated signal transduction.